Molecule: messenger RNA, 1122 nt
Organism: Trichoderma gamsii
Lineage: Eukaryota; Fungi; Ascomycota; Sordariomycetes; Hypocreales; Hypocreaceae
Exons: 5
Coding region: 1-1122 (373 amino acids)
Biological process (GO): transmembrane transport
Cellular component (GO): Golgi membrane; endoplasmic reticulum membrane
Molecular function (GO): UDP-N-acetylglucosamine transmembrane transporter activity
Source: RefSeq, a predicted model, not a curated record
AUGGAACCUCUACCGAAACUGACACCGGCCAAGGGUGCUCAGUCGACAUCCAGCAAGGCAUCACCAUCACCCACCUUGGCAAAUGUUGUCCGCCAUUUCGCCGUGGAUAGCGGCUCGACUUUGUUUGCUACGACGGUAAUGACGGUGCUGAUCUUCGGCGGAUGCUGCUCCAAUGUAUACGCCCUAGAAGCAAUCAUCAACUUCGAGCCCACGAACGGAACGCUUAUAACCUUUGUUCAAUUUCUGUUCAUCGCCAUCACUGGCUAUGUAGCGCAAUUCGAUAAAACGCGUCCACCGUUCUUCUUUGCGCCCAAUGUCGUCCCGCUUCGCCGAUGGCUCGUUAACAUCCUGCUGUUCUUCACCAUUAACGUGUUGAACAACCAUGCAUUUAGCUACAACAUAUCCGUGCCGGUUCAUAUCAUCUUGCGAUCAGGAGGUAGCAUAACAACUAUGGCUGCGGGCUAUUUUUGCGGAAAGACAUAUUCACGCAUCCAGGUGUUUGCAGUCUUUCUGCUAAGUAUCGGCGUCAGUCUGGCCGCCUGGUCAGAUUCCAAGGACAAGAAAACGAGCGAAGGCAGUGCUGAGCCAGUCUUCAACGUCGGAUUCUUGAUUAUCUUUGUAGCUCAAGUUCUCUCGUCUGUUAUGGGCCUGUAUACUGAAGCAACAUAUCGCAAGUAUGGGCCACAGUGGAAAGAAAACCUCUUUUAUGCCCAUAUCUUGGCGCUGCCUCUCUUUUUGCCCUUUAUGCCCUCCAUGCGACGCAACUUAGUCGAGCUCAGCAAAAGCACUCCUCUUGAGCUCAACAUACCAUUCGCUUCAUCACUGCCACUUACACGAGUUCCAUCUCAGCUAGCAUAUCUGGCAGUCAACGUGUUGACUCAGUAUGCCUGUAUUCGUGGCGUAAAUCUCCUGGCGGCAAACGCAUCGGCGCUCACUGUUACAAUUAUACUAAGCAUUCGAAAACUCAUAAGCCUUCUGCUAAGUAUUUGGCUCUUUGGCAAUACCCUCUCAGUCAAUACCUUACUUAGCGCAAUUGUGGUUUUUGGAGCCGCAGGUAUCUACAGCGUGGCCCCAAAGCCUACCCUAAAGCCUGCCGUGGUUGAGGACAAGAAAAAAGUUUGA